AUGAAUAGGUCACUUGGGGCCAUUAUCAUACUUACCAUAAAAUUGUGCAUACUAUGGGCUGUUGACCGAAGUUGUAGUGCCAGUAGUGGUGACCACAUGAGGAUAAACUGGAAGGAAAGAAGAAAAAGGACCCCACUGCAGGUUUUCCCCUCAGAAAGAAAAAAACAUUCAACGCAUAAAUGUGCACACAGAAAAGAAAUGUACAUAUGGAGCCUCGCCCAACACACAAAAGGGGAGAAGAGUAAAAGAAACAUACCCACUUACAAAUGCAUGAAACUGAAUGCUGCUAGAAAAAAAAUAAAUGCAACGGAGACACAAAAAGAAUGUAACACACAAAAUGACUUGGAAACCUUUUUAAUAGUAGACGGGUCUUCCAUUUUAUUUAAAAAUUUUUUCGGAAUGCCAUACUUGAAAAAUGAAAGUGAAAUAAAUUUAAGUACAAUAUAUGGUUUUAUCCAAUCAUUAAAUAAAGUGUACAAAUUGUUUUGUCCAUCCUACGUGGUGAUCGUUUUUGACUCCAAGACAUCAAAUGAUGAAAAAAAAAAAAUUUACGCAAAGUAUAAAAUUAUGAGAAAGAAAAAUCCUGAAGAAUUGUAUGAACAACUCAAACUAGUGAGCGAUUUUUGUGACCUGAUUGGAAUUAAAACUGUUAACUCCACGGAUGUAGAAAGUGAUAACUACAUUGCAGGCAUUGUGGAUAGUAUCAAUAAUACACUUAGGGAAGGAAAUACUCCGUACUAUUCCUCAACAAAUGGUGCAGAAAUGGCUACACAAAAAAAAUUCAGAGUGAUUGUCGUCUCGAGUGAUAAAGACCUCCUGCAGCUUCUCGAAUACAAUGAUGAUUCUCACAACAACAUGAAUAUAACCAUAUGCCAACCGAAUAGAAAAUACAGACUGGUUGACGCCAGUACGUUUGUCCAGGAGCAUAAUUUAUUGCCUGCUCAAUACAGUGAUUACCUCAUAAUGGCUGGAGACAAAACGGAUGGAAUUGCGGGGAUCCCAAAUAUAGGUGAUAAGACUAGCAAGUAUUUGCUUAAACAAUUUCACACCAUUGAUAAUAUUUUGAAGAACCUACAUAACCUUCCUGAAAAAUUGCAUGCAAUUUUCCUUAACAAUGUAGAAAAUAUUAACAUGUUCAGAAAACUUAUAAAGCUCAAAUGUGAGACGCACCAGUCGUUGGUGUUAAGUCAGUACAGACAGGGCAGCAUCAAGGACUUUGAGCGAUUUCAAACUAUCUUGGACAAAUAUUCCCUUCACAAGUUGAUAAAAAAAACGGUCCUUGUGAAUUACGACGGGGCGAAGGCGUAA
Plasmodium fragile is the source of this 1308-nucleotide messenger RNA. RefSeq lists its product as uncharacterized. Bases 1 to 1308 code for a protein of 435 amino acids. Gene Ontology annotation, biological process: DNA replication, Okazaki fragment processing. Gene Ontology annotation, molecular function: DNA binding; 5'-flap endonuclease activity. The transcript has a single exon. The record is from RefSeq and is a predicted model, not a curated record. Lineage: Eukaryota; Apicomplexa; Aconoidasida; Haemosporida; Plasmodiidae.